AUGGCGGAAGUAGUAUCACGAUCGCGACGAACGGAGAUCAGUUUUGCUACAAUAUGCUGCUCAGCUUUCUCCUGUCUCCAGCUCUACUGGGCACGUCUUAUCCUCCGCAAAUGGUUCAACGUUUCUUCCACCGAAUCAGAUUAUAGCGCCGAUACUGACGACGAGAGAUUCACCAAUUCCGGCAGCCAAGAAUUUGACCCAAGUAGCUCUGGAGUUACGAAAGAUGUGGAUACUAAUGAUGUACCUAAGCUUAGAAGACGAAAUUCUGAAACUUUCAGGGUGCAGUAUAUGGACACACAAGCAAUAAGAAUCUGUGCUGGGACAUGGAAUGUUGGAGGAAGAGUUCCACCAGCUGACUUGGAUAUCGAUGGUUGGCUAGACACUGUUGAGCCUGCAGACAUUUAUGUUCUUGGUCUUCAGGAGAUUGUUCCCUUGAAUGCUGGAAACAUUUUUGGAAUGGAGAAUGACCAGCCUGCUUCUGAAUGGGAGAACAUUAUACGUGAUGCCUUAAACCGAGUUCGUCCUAGAAAGCUGAAGAUUGUUAGUCACAGUGAUCCUCCUUCUCCGUCAAAGUUUAAGCCAUCCAAAGAGGUCUCUUUCAGCGUGCAAGAUAUGUUUGUUGAAACAAGUAAUGAUGCUUGCGAUGACAGCACGGAGAGACCAAACGUAAGUGAAGAUUCGCUUACUAAUGCAUCACCAAAUACUCAAGACAGCUCUCUCUCGGUGCGAAUUAAUAGUGACUCACAGAGAGAAGAAAGGUUUAGUUAUACUGAAAGAGUUGGUUUGAGCUGGCCAGAGCCUCCAUUGAAGCUGCUAAACCAAUAUGUUUUGGGAAAACGUGGUUCCUUCAAGUCAGUGAAUCUAACUAUCAAGAAUCUGAGAAAACCAUCGUAUGUACGGAUCGUGAGCAAACAGAUGGUUGGAGUGUUUCUCACCAUAUGGGUUCGUAGGAGCUUGCGCAAGCAUAUAAGCAACCUUUGUGUGUCUACUGUUGGUGUUGGUAUCAUGGGCUACAUUGGUAACAAGGGAUCUGUGUCUGUGAGCAUGACAAUCUAUCAAACACCGUUUUGUUUCUUGUGCACGCAUCUGUCCUCAGGGGAAAAAGAUACAGAUCACCAGAAAAGAAACGAUGACGUGCGUGAAAUCCACAGAAGAACGCAGUUUCUUCCGCAAUCUUUAAAUGCAAAUGGACUUCCAAGAAGCAUCCGUGAUCAUGAGAGAAUAAUCUGGCUUGGAGAUUUGAACUAUCGGAUUAACUUGUCGUACGAGAAGACACAUGAGCUUGUUGCAAGAAAAGAAUGGCAGAGGCUGGUUGAGAAUGACCAGCUCUCAAGAGAAAUGACUAAAGGGAACGUAUUCGAAGGAUGGUCAGAAGGAGCUUUAGGGUUUCCACCAACUUACAAAUACGAAAUCGAUUCAGAAAACUACAUCGGGGAUGAUCCGGAGUCCGGUAAACGUAAACCGGCCUGGUGUGACCGAAUCAUUUGGAAUGGUAAGGGAAUGAGGCUUCUUAGUUACAGAAGGAACGAGGUUAAACUAUCGGAUCACCGUCCUGUCACAGCCACGUUCUUGGCAAAGGUUGAGGUUUUGUCUCCACGGAAACUUCAUCGUGCACUUGCACUCACUUACUCGGAGAUCCAAAGCCAAUAA
Messenger RNA from Microthlaspi erraticum, 1650 nucleotides. The record is from the annotation of a GenBank genome assembly. Lineage: Eukaryota; Viridiplantae; Streptophyta; Magnoliopsida; Brassicales; Brassicaceae.